GCCAGUCUGGAAGUUUUGCCUUCCUGUCACCCUCAGGCAAAGGAAAGAUUUAGAAAGUCGCCAGAGGAUAUUUUUUGCAGGAGUGGUCACUCUCUAAAUCUAGGCAAGGAAGGGGAGGAGUCCGAGCCGGGUCCCGCCUCUUCUCCAGUAAAGUCCCACUCCAGCUCUGGAGGCUCGAGUUCCGAGGACUGGGAGCCGCUGCGCGCCCCCGACUUUCCCCCAUGGCUUCGGUGACUAGAGCCGUGUUUGGAGACCUGCCCUCAGGGGCAGGGACAGUGGAGAAGUUCCAGCUGCAGUCAGACCUGCUGAAAGUGGACAUCAUCUCCUGGGGCUGCACCAUUACGGCCCUGGAGGUCAAAGACAGGCAGGGCAGGGCGUCAGAUGUGGUGCUCGGCUUUGCAGAGUUGGAAGGUUACCUCCAAAAGCAGCCCUACUUCGGAGCCGUGGUUGGCCGGGUGGCCAACCGAAUUGCCAAAGGAACAUUCACAUUGGAUGGGAAGGAGUAUAAGCUGCCCAUUAACAAUGGACCCAACAGUCUGCAUGGAGGAGUCAGAGGGUUUGAUAAGGUCCUCUGGACCCCUCAGGUGCUGUCAAAUGGCGUCCAGUUCUCGAGGGUCAGUCCAGAUGGUGAGGAAGGCUACCCUGGGGAGUUGAAAGUCUGGGUGACGUACACGCUGGAUGGUGGGGAGCUUAUGAUCAACUACCGAGCCCAGGCCAGUCGGACCACACCCGUCAAUCUGACCAACCAUUCUUAUUUCAACCUGGCAGGCCAGGGUUCUCCAAACAUAUACGAUCACGAAAUCACUAUAGAAGCUGAUGCCUUUUUGCCCGUGGAUGAAACCCUGAUUCCUACAGGAGAAGUUGCUCCAGUGCAAGGAACUGCCUUUGACCUGAGGAAGCCAGUGGAGCUUGGAAAACACCUGCAGGAGUUCUGUAUCAAUGGCUUUGACCACAAUUUCUGUCUGAAGGGCUCUAAAGAAAAGCACUUUUGUGCACGGGUCCGUCAUGCCGGCAGCGGGCGGGUGCUGGAGGUGUACACCACCCAGCCUGGGGUCCAGUUCUACACGGGCAACUUCCUGGACGGAACGCUGCAGGGCAAGAGGGGAGCCGUCUAUCCCAAGCACUCUGGUUUCUGCCUGGAGACCCAGAACUGGCCUGAUGCUGUCAACCAGCCCCACUUCCCUCCUGUGCUGCUGAGGCCCGGGGAGGAGUAUGACCACACCACUUGGUUCAAGUUUUCUGUGGCUUAAGCGUAAAGACAUGACCUCUUCCAGGGCCAGGCCGGGAGCCCCUUCAGCAGCCUGUCUCCUGCCCAGAGAGGAGAUGAAGACUUAGAGGCUUUCAAAGUGAUCCUGCGAAUUAAAACCAUGUAAAGGGUAGCUUCAUAGUAAUGAGUCUGAGUAUUGAUUUCCUUUCCCGGUGACUGGCUCCAGGUCGGGGCAAAGGAGCAGCUCUCUCCUCUGUGUGGUUAAGAGGACCCACCCAUUAAUGUCAUCUCUUGAGCCCCAGCCCUAGCCCAGAAGAGGUACCCACACCCCUUGUACUGGGUUGGCUCUGUCUCUCCACGCUGUUGCCGCCUUCUGCUUUUUACCCUUUCUUUGAUCCUACCCUUUCCUCUUGUUGUCCUCCUCCUCUACCUCCUCAAACCACCUCCCUCCUGUGCAGUACUGUGGCCUUUUCGGUCUCUGAGCUCCUGUACCAUGCUGGCAGAGGGGCCUGUCUGCCCUGGGAAGGCUGGAGAUGCCUGAGAGGGAGGGAGCUGGGGCUUCUGGAGGGUAAACGGCCCUGGGAAAAAACACAAGGCUGGGGGGCGCCUGGCGGCUCAGUGGGUUAAGCCUCUGCCUUCAGCUCAGCUCAGGUCAUGAUUCCAGGGUCCUGGGAUUGAACCCCACA
This is a messenger RNA of Mustela erminea (ermine), 1893 nucleotides long. RefSeq names its product galactose mutarotase (gene GALM). The transcript is spliced from 7 exons. The record is from RefSeq and is a predicted model, not a curated record. Lineage: Eukaryota; Metazoa; Chordata; Mammalia; Carnivora; Mustelidae. Gene Ontology annotation, biological process: glucose metabolic process; beta-D-galactose catabolic process via UDP-galactose, Leloir pathway. Gene Ontology annotation, molecular function: carbohydrate binding; aldose 1-epimerase activity. Bases 222 to 1250 code for a protein of 342 amino acids.